Messenger RNA from Seminavis robusta, 945 nucleotides. NCBI's taxonomy places the organism in Eukaryota, Bacillariophyta, Bacillariophyceae, Naviculales, Naviculaceae. The record is from the annotation of a GenBank genome assembly.
AUGUGGGGGGACCGGUGGCUCUCUGCUAGUCAUGAAUGCCAUUGGGCUGGAAUCACUUGUGGAACAGCCAAAUCCGAGGAAAAGAGAAUCAGUGGGCUACUACUUUCUUCAAACCAGCUCAAUGGUCCACUUCCAUGGGAAAUUUCGCAAUUGGCACAACUGAAGCGAUUAGGACUGAGUUACAACAUGCUGACAGGGACACUUCCCCCAAGGUUGUUCUGGAGCGAUUAUUCCUUGAGUGUGGAACAUCUCAACUUGAUUGGAAACAGAUUGACUGGUACUAUCCCGGGAGAAUGGUUUGUGAAUCUGCACGAAGGAAAUGGAAGAAAUGUGUUGAUUGGGUCACUUCCAAUGGACCUAUUCUACCAAAGUUCAUUGGGGAUUCUUCGUGUGGAAGACAAUCAGAUCACGGGCACCAUACCCACUGAAAUUGGCCUUCUUGCAAACUUUAGCCAGAUUGAUGUUUCUGGCAAUAGCAUUUCCGGGUUCUUGCCCUCAGAGAUUGGCUUGGCAAAAGGGCUCACUGGUAUAAAUCUGCAUGCUACAAACAUGCAAGGAACGCUCCCCGAAGAACUCUACACUGAACUCAAUCAUCUACGACGGUUGUACUUGAAUGGGUGCAGCUUCUCUGGGACAAUCAGCUCAUCACUUGGUCUUUUGACAAAUCUUGCGGGGCUGAACCUGGCAAACAACCACUUCCAUGGCACCAUUCCAAAUGAAUUUGAGGCAUUGACCGGCCUGAGUCAACUUCUGGUGAAUGGGAAUAAGCUGUCUGGAACUGUUCCAGUAUCUGUCUGCCAACGCUUUGUGUAUUUUAGGGGAAAAGAAGUUUUAUUGGUGGCAGACUGUUUGCCCAAUACAGAAACUGGAGUUCCCCCCAUCAAUUGUGGAGAUGAUUGCUGUACCAGUUGUUGUGGUGAGACUGGGGUUUGCCUUGCCAACUGA